AGUCAGAAUCCGACUAAGACCUGACAAAACUCGGAGACUCAGUACUCUCCACUCUCUCUGUACAACGAGUGCAAACUGUGUUUUAUCUCUAGCCUCCAUAAGGGACCACAGCAAGGAGAACAGCCAUGCUAGGAGGCACCUACACUGGGUUGGUGGCUACAGCAGCUCUCCUCUGCCUGCUACAGGCAGGAACCAACGCAAGCAUUGAAGGUGACAGCUCAUCAGUUACCAGGACAGAUGCAGGGACCUGUACUGUCCACAGCAACCCCCACUACAGCACCUUUGACGGGGCCAACUUCCGCUUUGUGGGACCCUGUACCUACGUCCUGACCCGGGUGUGUGCGCCUUCUGAGACACCCCUGUCCCACUUCAGUGUGGAGGUGAAGAAUGAGCUGAGAGGGAACUCCUCCGUGUCUGCUGUUCAGCAGGUCAAGGUGGAAGUGGAGAACCUCAGGGUCUCCCUGUACAAGAGACAAAACCACCGGGUCAUGGUCAAUGGCAUUUGGAGGAAACUCCCUCUGAGCCUCAAUGGUGGCACUGUCAACAUCCAAGGCAACGCCGCUUCAGUCGCUGUGGAGACAAACUUCAACCUUUUUGUAUCCUACGACGACGCCGGUGCUGUCCAUAUCACCGUUCCCGUAUCGUACUCCGGUAAAGUCUGUGGCAUGUGUGGGAACUUCAACUACCUGAGAGAUGAUGAUUACAACACACCUGGCAGUUCCGAGGCCGAAGACUCUGCCACAUUCGGACAGAACUGGCAGAGCGAGGCCUGUGACUUGACCGUCCUCCCCCUUGAGUGUCAACCAACUGAGGAGGCGGAGUAUGCCAGCGAGCCAUUCUGUGGGUCCCUGGUCUCCAGGCAUGGGCCUUUCUCUGGCUGCCAGUCUGUUCUGGGAGCAGAGAGCUACUUCCGGAGCUGUGUGGUGGAGAUGUGUGGAGCAGAUGGUGACCCAGAGGUGCUGUGUGAAGCCCUGCAGUCCUACUCCGAUAUGUGUCUCAAGGCCGGGGUGCUCGUACCAGCCUGGAGGACCUCGACUAUGUGUCCCCUGGAGUGUGGUGCGAACAGCCACUACAAUGCCUGUGCUAAGGGCUGCCCUGAGGUCUGCUCCAGCAUGGAUAAUCAAGGGGUGUGUGGGAGGUGUGAGGAGAGGUGUGUGUGUGACCCAGGCUUCAAGCUCAGCGGGGGGAGUUGUGUACCUGCAGAGGACUGCGGCUGCUGGAUAAAGGGAGAACACUAUGAAAGAGGAGAGACGUUCAUGGGAGGUGAGUGUAAUCAUGUGUGCCAGUGUAUGGGUGGGGACAGACUCCAGUGUGCUGCUUCCUCCUGCGCGGCCGACGAGGUGUGCAAGGUCAAGGAGGGGGUCAACGGUUGCUUCCUCUCCAGCCCGGCCACCUGCCACGUCUACGGAGACCCUCACUACAUCACCUUUGACGGCAAGGCAUACACCUUCCAGGGGGGCUGCAGCUAUACCUUGGCCAAGACUUGCGGCGGGGACACACCUGUCCAGUUCUCAGUGACGGGCCAGAACUGGAACCCCAGAAACGAGAGCAGUGCCAAGCUGGGCGCAGUGGUUCUGGAGACAAGCGGUCUGCAUGUAAAGAUGCAAAACUACAGUGCCACAGUGAACCAUGUUUGGCAGCAUCUUCCUGUUACAGUAAAUGGCACAUACGGCGAGGUGAAGCUGUACAAGAAGAAGCAGUACACUGUCAUGGAGACGACUUUUGGCCUUCGGAUGCUGCUGGACGACCAGAGCAGGCUUUUCCUGCAGCUGGACGAGCGCUACAAGGGUAAGAUGUGCGGCCUUUGUGGUACCUACUCCGAUGACCAGGGGGAUGACUUCCUGACCCCUAACGGCACCAAACCCGAGACCAACGUGGUCACGUUCGCCAACAGCUGGAGAGUGAAUAGUCCGGAAGACGAUCGAUGUGUUGCCUCCCCCUCUGCCCCCCAACCAUGUGACUCUCAUUUGGACGAACAGGGCUACCGGGAGUGUUCCAAACUGCUGCGCGAAGCCUUCAAGCCCUGCCACCCCUUCGUCCACCCCACACCCUACAUCGACAGCUGUAUGUCCGACCACUGUGCCUCCGGCGGGAACAUGCAUGUGACAUGUGACUCCCUGAGGUCCUAUGUGACCACCUGCGAAGUGGCCAAUGUGACCCUGCCUCCCUGGUGGAACAACACCGCCUGUGAUAGUCUCCCUGGCCCUCCCACAAUACCACCAGUUACUACACCUGACAAGGAACUUUGUCCUCUAGACUGCAACUUUGACAAGAGCGAGUGUGGGUGGGAGCAAAUUAUUCAGGACAGUUUUGAUUGGAGGAGACUGAGAGGCCCAACCCCAUCUGACCUCACAGGGCCAACCCAAGACCAUACCACAGGAGGUGGCUCCUACAUGUACAUUGAGGGUGACGGUGUUUACCACGGAGACUCUGCCCGUAUGAUGAGCCCUAAGUGCCAAAACGGGCCGGGCAAAUACUGCCUGCGCUUCUGGUACCACAUGUACGGACAGGCCACAGCCAUGGCUCUCAAUGUCUACCAGCUUGACCAGCACAACAGAAACAAAAAACUGUGGUCCAAAGCCAACAACCAGGGCUCCACAUGGUAUCCGGCAGAAGUGGAUAUUAUAAUCGAUGGGUCAUUCAAGAUCAUCAUGGAGGGAAUACGAGGCUCUGACCCUCGGUCUGAUGUGGCAUUUGAUGACGUCUCCAUCCACUAUGAAUCAUGCUCAGGUUCUUCGAUUGGUGGUAUUAGUGGAGCUUCAGUUCCUUCCUCAGUUGAUGGAGGAGUUGCCCCACACCCAGUCUGCAACCUUGAUUGCGCUUUCGAGCAGGACCUCUGCGGUUUUACCCAGCUUAUGACAGACGUUUUUGAUUGGACAAGGCACAGUGGCUCCACCCCCACUGCCAUGACUGGGCCAUCAGCUGACCACACAAAAGGAAGUCCAUUUGGUCACUACUUAUACAUCGAGGCCAACAGUGUGUCUAACGGAGACACGGCUCGCCUCCUCAGCUCUGAGUGUUCUGACCCCGGUCCUCAGUGUCUGCAGUUCUGGUACCACAUGUCUGGCUCGGCCGAGACCAUGGGUCUGCACGUCUACCUGCUCCAAGGCCGCUAUGUGGAUGAGGUGUGGGGGAAGAAGAACAACCAGGGAGACUCAUGGCAACGGGCUCAGGUGGAUCUGAUGACCACUGGACCUUUCCAGAUCAUCUUCGAGGGCCACAGAGGCACCACUGAUCAGUCCGAUGUAACUAUAGAUGAUGUAUCUCUGCAUCGUGGGCGAUGUGCAGACUUGAUUAAGCCACCAACACCAACAGAGAAACCUGUUCUCCCUCCAGUGGACAAGUCCACCACUGCACCAGCUCCAACUACUACAAGACCUGAACCACCCACAACAACUAGGCUACAACCACCAGCAACUGAUAGACCAGAAACACCAAGACCAACAACUGAAAGACCAGAAACACAAAGACCAACAACUGAAAGACCACAACCACCUAGACCAACAAAUGAAAGACGAAGACCACCUAGACCAACAACUGAAAGAUCACGACCACCUAGCCCAACAACUGAUAGACCAGAAACACCAAGACCAACAACUGAAAGACCAGAAACACAAAGACCAACAACUGCAAGACCAGAAACACCAAGACCAACAACUGCAAGACCAGAAACACCAAGACCAACAACUGCAAGAUCAGAAACACCAAGACCAACAACUGAAAGACAAGAAACACCAAGACCAACAACUGCUAAACCAGAAACACCAAGACCAACAACUGAAAGACCAGAAACACCAAGACCAAGAACUGCAAGACCAAAAACACCAAAACCAACAACUGCUAGACCAGAAACACCAAGACCAACAACUGAAAGACCACAACCACCUAGACCAACAACUGAAAGACGAAGACCACCUAGACCAACAACUGAAAGAUCACAAUCACCUAGACCAACAACUGAUAGACCAGAAACACCAAGACCAACAACUGAAAGACCAGAAACACCAAGACCAACAACUGAAAGACCACAACCACCUAGACCAACAAAUGAAAGACGAAGACCACCUAGACCAACAACUGAAAGAUCACAACCACUUAGACAAACAACUGAUAGACCAGAAACACUAAGACCAACAACUGAAAGACCAGAAACACCAAGACCAACAACUGCAAGACCAGAAACACGAAGACCAACAACUGCAAGACCAGAAACACCAAGACCAACAACUGCAAGAUCAGAAACACCAAGACCAAAAACUGAAAGACCAGAAACACCAAGACCAACAACUGCUAGACCAGAAACACCAAGACCAACAACUGAAAGACCAGAAACACCAAGACCAAGAACUGCAAGACCAGAAACACCAAGACCAACAACUGCUAGACCAGAAACACCAAGACCAACAACUGAAAGACCACAACCACCUAGACCAACAACUGAAAGACCACAACCACCAAUGCCAACAACUGAUAGAUCACAACCUCUAAGACCAACAACUGAAAGACCACGACAACAUAGACCAACGACUGAAAGACCACGACUACCAAGACCAACAACUGAAAGACCACAACCCCCAAGACCAACAACUGAAAGACUACGACCACUAAGACCAACAACUGAAAGACUACGACCACCAAGACCAACAACUGAAAGACCAAGACCACCUAGACCAACAACAGAAAGACCACAAACCCUACAACCAACAACUGAAAGACCACGACCACCAAGACCAACAAAUGCAAGACCACAACCGCCCACCACAGCAAGACCAACGCCAUCUUGCCUAAAGAACAGCCAUUACAUCUCCUGUAUCUCCGCCUGCCAGCCCACCUGUAAGCACCUCCACGGCCCUCCUGACUGCCGUGCUGAUGAGCCCUGUGUACAGGGUUGUGUAUGUGACGACGGCUUUGUUCUCAAACAGAGGGUGUGUGUGCCCAUCCAGCAGUGUGGCUGUGUAGGCAGCAAUGGCAACAGUCAUAAUUUUAAAGAGAACUGGUACACUGAGCACUGCCAUCAAAAGUGUGAGUGUGAUGAAGGCGACGGUGUGGGGGAGAUUGACUGCGACGAUGAAAAUGGGUGUGAUGAGGAUACUGUCUGUUUUCAGAAUGAAGCCGGACAGUAUUUCUGCAAGUCAACAGACUUCAGCGAGUGCUCUAUCAAUGGAGAGCCAGAGUACAGAACUUUUGACAACAUGAAGCAUGACUUUGACAGCAGAAACUCCUACAUUCUGGUCCAGACCACAGGCCUGUCCAAGAACCAGCAAGAUGUCUACAUCGAGGCCAUCAUUGAGAUCGUCAACCAGGAUGGUGUUGACAGUCAUGGGGACAGUAGACAUGGUGGCGGUCGUCAUGGUAACAGCAAGGAUGAGGAUGACAAGCAUAAAGACAGCAAGGAAAGGGACAGCAAUGAAGACGGCCAUGAUCACAGCAAAGAGAACGACAACCGUCUGCGAUUCAGAGGACUGAAGAUCAGAGUCUAUAACCACACAGUGGAGUUCAGAAACAACAGGAAACUUGUUCUGGACGGUAGGAGCACCCGUGCCCCUGUCUCACCAGCAGGUGGUCUGAGGAUUCUGGAGCGUUCCUCUCGUAUCUACCUGAAGACAGACUUUGGCCUCUCCGUGGAGUUUGAUGGAGACAGCAGAGCAGAGAUCAUCCUGCCCCACACCUACAAGAGGAGGGUGGGCGGCCUGUGUGGCAACUUUGACGGCAACAAGAAGAACGAUAUGAUGAAGCCCGACAGUAACCAGGCCAAGAGCAUCAAGGAGUUCAGAGAGAGCUAGAGAGGACAGACUGAGCAUAACAUGGAAAGGAUCAUCUUCCCUUCGUAACGUUGUCUAAGGCCAGUGACCUGACCUCCAUGCAUCAAGACCAUUGAUUGCGUAAUAUUCUUCUCAUAGGCGGACACUUUCCUUCCUACAAUGGACACAGCUUAUUUGAAAGUACUUGGGUUAAACAAAAAAAAACUUGGGUUUUUGUGGACUGUAUGGAGAGGAGAUCAAUGAAGUAUUCUACUUCUUCUAUAUUACUGUUGGUUUAAAUCCUGUUGUUACUGCGGCUUAUGACCCACCUGUGUGCCUUCUGAGAUCUCUUUCAGUCUUACUAUAGGUUCUUUGCACAGUUCACCUAGUGUAUGAAUCAAUGUACACAAGUUACAUAUUUGUGUAUUACUGCUAAUGUGUACUAUAUAUUCAAAAGCCCACAUUCCUUUAGCUUUAGGCUGAUGUCCAAUAGUUCAGUGACUGUAAUGUGCCAUAUUACUGUAUGAUAAUAGAAAACGAGGUAAACAAAGGAUGCAAGUGUUUUAGCUGAUGUUUUAUCCCACUGAAUGUAUGUUUUAUUUCUUGAAUUAUGUAUCUAGGAUUGAUAGGAAUUUUAUGAGAUCUUAUAAAUAACAAAUAAUGAUUCACACUGCACCGAUUCUGUAUGUGUUGAAAGCAGUAGGAAAGUCCAGUUUAAAGAAGGGAUAACAAAGAAGCAAUGGUUGUAACUCACGUGGCUUGAAAAACUCGAAAAACUCUGGCCCCUGGUUAUGGUGUAUUAUUUAUUUCCUUAUUAAACAGUCUGGUCAUGUGUGUCUCCAUUGGUCUAGUCAGAGGAAAUACACACCAUUCCUUAUAUGUCAAACAUUAACCAAUAAUGAAAAGAAUGUUCUUGUUACUAAACGAUUAGACGCCACUGUGACUUGUAGGUAAUUAGAUACGACUGUGGUGUCAAGUCUGAGGUAAUAGGAUAUUUCCAAACUUGAAGGAAAAUAUGUGUUUGUGCACCUAGCAAACCAUGGGAUUACUCACUCUGUGUUUGUCUGCAUACGUGUGUGGCCGUGUGUAUGAUUGCCAGUGUAUUCAUUCAUACCCACAUAAAUGAAUGUUCACCACAUUUGGCUGUAAGACAGUAGGAUGGAUGGGUCUACAGUACAAAUCGUGCUUCUGAUGCUGUUUCUGCUUCCCUGUACACAGGGGACCUUGUCAACAGGUAGGGAACAAAGAGAAAGGACAGUUAUUGACAUACAAUCUAUUUGAUGUUGUUUUUAUUUAGAAUAUUGGGUUAUGUUCGACAUCAUUUUGAAAUGUUUAUUGUUGGGUUGAUGGAUCCUCCUAAAGAUCUGAUGGGUGUGGGCAGAAAGUAUGAUUUAAUUUGAUAGCCAAUGUUGAAAUUCUAAAAAGAUUGAUAUGAACCUUACAAUGUUUCAAAGUCCAAGAUAUACGAUAAUCACAAAUCAAAAGUGUAGUCCAUUAUUGCAUGACGUAAGAUGAUAUCGUUUUGUGUUAUAACAAUAAUAUAUCACUUUUCUCUUACUGA
Molecule: messenger RNA, 7302 nt
Organism: Oncorhynchus mykiss (rainbow trout)
Lineage: Eukaryota; Metazoa; Chordata; Actinopteri; Salmoniformes; Salmonidae
Cellular component (GO): extracellular matrix; membrane
Molecular function (GO): protein binding
Source: RefSeq, a predicted model, not a curated record